Acanthosepion pharaonis is the source of this 855-nucleotide messenger RNA. NCBI's taxonomy places the organism in Eukaryota, Metazoa, Mollusca, Cephalopoda, Sepiida, Sepiidae. The record is from the annotation of a GenBank genome assembly.
AUGAUUGAUCAAAAUCUAUCUAUCUAUCUAUCUAUCUAUCUAUCUAUCUAUCAUAUAUUCAUAUCUAUCCAUUUUAUCUAUCUUUAUCCCAUGUUUAUAUAUAUAUAUGUGAAAAAUCUAUCUAUCUAUCUAUCUAUCUAUCUAUCUAUCACCUAUCAUUCAUCUAUCCAUAUUCUGUGCACUAUCUAUUCAUUAUCAUCUAUCUUUAUAUCUUUCUUUCUUUCUUUCUUUCUUUCUUUCUUUCUUUCUUUCUUUCUUUACAGCUUUCUUUCUUUCUUUUUUUCUUUUUUGCUUUCCUUCUUUCUUUCUUGUGUUAUUUCUUUCUUGCUUGACUGCUUUCUUUCUUUCUUUCUUUCUUCCUUUUUUGAUUUCUUUCUUUCUACAAAUUACAAGGCUUACGGCCAAAUCACAUUGGACCCGUGCAAUCAAUGUGUUACCUGUUUGUGUAUUCUUGUACCUAUCUAUCUAUCUAUCUAUCUAUCUAUCUAUCUAUCUAUCUAUCUAUCUAUCUCAGUCGGGUCAUUUCUAUCAAUCUAUUCCAGUCUGUUCAUAUCUAUCUAUCUAUCUAUCUAUCUAUCUCAGUCUGUUGUUAUCUAUCUAUAUCUAUCUAUCUAUCUAUCUAUCUCAUCUGUUCAUAUCUAUCUAUCUAUCUAUCUAUGCAUCUAUCUAUCUAUCUAUCUAUCUAUCUAUCUAUCUAUCUAUCUAUCUAUCUAUCUAUCUAUCUAUCUAUCUAUCUAUCUAUCUAUCUAUCUAUCUAUCUAUCUAUCUAUCUAUCUAUCUAUCUAUCUUAGUCUGGUCAUUUCUAUCUAUCCAUUUCUCACAGGUCAGGACCCAGACAAGAAACGAGACGAAUGA